Messenger RNA from Penicillium olsonii, 686 nucleotides. Lineage: Eukaryota; Fungi; Ascomycota; Eurotiomycetes; Eurotiales; Aspergillaceae. The record is from the annotation of a GenBank genome assembly.
AUGGCCACUUCUCGUGUCUUCGCCUCCCGCAUGGCCUCCGUCAUGGCCCAGACCUCCAAGGUCGCCCGCCCUGCGGCUCGCUUCCAGCUCAACGCUGCCACCAAGCGCACCUUCACCCAGAAGGCUCCCGCCACCCUCGGUGCCCCCAAGCGCAUCCAGUCGCCCACCCUCCUCCAGGCCAAGGCCUUCCAGACUGCCGGCCGCCGCCAGUACUCCUCCGAGGUCGCCACCGCCAUGGUUGAGGUCUCCAAGAACAUCGGUAUGGGUUCCGCUGCCAUCGGUCUCGGUGGUGCCGGUAUCGGUAUCGGUCUCGUCUUCGCCGCUCUCCUCAUGAGUGUCUCCCGCAACCCCGCCCUCCGUGGCCAGCUCUUCUCCUACGCCAUUCUGGGCUUUGCCUUCGUCGAGGCCAUGGGUCUCUUCGAUCUCAUGGUUGCCAUGAUGUGCAAGUACGUCUAAAUUAUCUACAACUCGGGCUUUCGGAUUCUUGGAAAAAUGUCAUCAAAACAAGGAUUUUGGAUUUUUUGAGAGUCUCUCCCGCAGAGGGUAUUUGGUCGUGAUGUAUUACCAUGUACUACUUUCAGCGUCAUCUACAACACUUUUCUUUCUGUACAUAUAGAGUCCUAUAUGGCCCAUCGACCAUCCAACCUAUAAAGAGCCAAACAAAACUCUGUGUGUUGAGUCUGACG